Messenger RNA from Terrapene triunguis (Three-toed box turtle), 795 nucleotides. RefSeq names its product cryptic protein-like. Bases 1 to 795 code for a protein of 264 amino acids. The record is from RefSeq and is a predicted model, not a curated record. The transcript has 8 exons. NCBI's taxonomy places the organism in Eukaryota, Metazoa, Chordata, Testudines, Emydidae.
AUGGCACACGCAAAAAGUCUUCAUCAUUAUGCUAAAAAAAUGAAUAGUCAAUAUGUGCGCUUUGAAGUGUUUGGAUGUGAAACUGAGGAACUAACAGACUUCUGGGAAAAGACAAUUGAAAAACAAACUAAGCAUCUGCAAAUUGAAAAAGAACGUCAACAGAGAAGUGCUCUGCCAAAAAAGCUAAUGAAGAUCAUUGUUUAUAGGCCACUUCAUUCCCUUAUAUGUAUCAUUUUGUGUUUUAGGUGUCUUUUAAGCUUGGCACUAUCUUUACAAGUAAUCCAAUUUGGAAAUGGCUGUGAGGGGGAGAACUGUGAUGAUAACCCAGACCAGAAAAAUCCAAACACUUCCUUAACCAUCUUUAAUGAUAUAAAUAAUCUCAAUUCUGAGAGGAGAAGGAGGAACCCCUCUGAAGUCUUACCUUUCAUUGGGCUUACAGAUGCCAGAAAACUGAACAGAAGCUGCUGUCAGAAUGGAGGGACCUGUUUCCUGGGGAGUUUUUGCAUAUGUCCAAAACACUUUACUGGCAGACACUGUGAACAUGAUAAACGGAUCAGUAGCUGCGGUGCCAUUGGCCAUGGAGAGUGGACCCAGGAAGGAUGUUUGUUCUGCCAAUGUGUUUAUGGGAUUCUGCACUGUUUCCCUCAAAACCAGGAAGAUGGUUGUGGUCCUACAAAGAAAAAUAUGCCUGCUUGGAUUCAUCUUGGAAUGAGUUCUGAAGGACCAAAACUUCAACAGACAACAAACAUCCCUAUAGUUUCAUUACUGUUUCCUCUGCUUUGUCAGCUCCUCUAA